This is a messenger RNA of Nannizzia gypsea CBS 118893, 396 nucleotides long. RefSeq lists its product as hypothetical. The transcript is spliced from 3 exons. Lineage: Eukaryota; Fungi; Ascomycota; Eurotiomycetes; Onygenales; Arthrodermataceae. The record is from RefSeq and is a predicted model, not a curated record. The coding region runs from base 1 to 396 and encodes 131 amino acids.
AUGUCAGAAGCUACACAAGACCCCGUUGAGGUGGCCUCGGAGAAGUCACCUGCUGUCACUACAGAUACUGCCUCGGGAUCGUCAAAGCCAAAAGGGAUGCGGAAAAAUGGUAAAAAUUGGCAUGCGCCCAAGACAGCGUUUAGACCGACGGCCGGACAGACAUCGUACGCAAAGCGGCUGGCCGAGCGGAAAGCCAUGUCCGUGGUGAAAGAGAAGGAGCAAGAGAUGAAGGACGAGAAGGAGGCUACAAGAAAGGCUCGCAUACAAGCUAUCAAGGACCGACGAGCAGCUAAGGAAGAGAAGGAAAGAUAUGAAAAGCUGGCUGAGAAGAUGCACCGCAAGCGAGUCGAGCGGAUGAGGAAGCGCGAGAAGAGGAAUAAACUGCUCAAUUCUUAG